Messenger RNA from Porites evermanni, 4341 nucleotides. The record is from the annotation of a GenBank genome assembly. Lineage: Eukaryota; Metazoa; Cnidaria; Anthozoa; Scleractinia; Poritidae.
AUGGUCAGUUCUUACAAGAGAGGGCCUGAUGCACCCAGCAGGAGCUACCCACAGAAGUCUGGCAGAAGGUCCACUUUUUUAGGCUUUACCGAGGUCGUGGAAGUUACUUUUGUAUGACCGGCGGCAACAAGAAGGAGGACGAUCAGUUAAAAUAACCAGCACCAAACCACAGAAGGACAAAGUGUAAACAAGGUAAAUGUACACUCUGUACCUUUGUUACAGGCUGGUAGUUUAUCUGGGAAUUUACCCAAAUGGAGGGAGUUUACUAGUGAUCCAUGGAUCUUACAAACUGUCUCAGGUUAUCACCUUGAGUUUGAGACAACCCCUCAUCAAGUAAAUCUUCCAUAAAUUUAGUGAAAGGGACACUGCUUUAAUUGAGUCAGAGAUUAAAAGCUUAUUUUCAAGGGCGCUGUGACUAGGUGUCUCCUUGUGAUAAUGAAUUCAUUUCUACAGUCUGUUUGGUUCCCAAGAAGACCGGGGACGUUCGGCCAGUUAUAAACCUUAAGCCCUUAAAUCAAUUUGUCGAAAAGAUUCAUUUUAAGAUGGAGAAUAUCCGCAUGGCCUUGAAUUGUAUUUCUUCUGGGGACUUCAUGGUCUCUAUUGACUUAGCCUGCGUAGCAAGCGUUUCCCGUCAAAUUACAACGCGAAAGUUCAAGAGUGGGAGCAAAAAUAACAUGGAAGGGGGAGAGGAGAGGAGAAGAGGAAACGCUUGCUCGCAAACCCCACGAUUCUGGAAAAAGCCCCUUGAUAUUUCACGGUUCGGUUCAUUUGAAAUUGACAGCUUGUCAAGAUAGAUAACGAAUAGAUUACCAGAUUUGAAAAAAUAACUUUGUUCCCUAAAACACGCUCCACGCGAUUGCAAAACUGUAAUAAAAAGAAGCUUUACUAUAAAAGAAGNACCACAGAAGGACAAAGUGUAAACAAGGUAAAUGUACACUCUGUACCUUUGUUACAGGCUGGUAGUUUAUCUGGGAAUUUACCCAAAUGGAGGGAGUUUACUAGUGAUCCAUGGAUCUUACAAACUGUCUCAGGUUAUCACCUUGAGUUUGAGACAACCCCUCAUCAAGUAAAUCUUCCAUAAAUUUAGUGAAAGGGACACUGCUUUAAUUGAGUCAGAGAUUAAAAGCCUAUUUUCAAGGGCGCUGUGACUAGGUGUCUCCUUGUGAUAAUGAAUUCAUUUCUACAGUCUGUUUGGUUCCCAAGAAGACCGGGGACGUUCGGCCAGUUAUAAACCUUAAGCCCUUAAAUCAAUUUGUCGAAAAGAUUCAUUUUAAGAUGGAGAAUAUCCGCAUGGCCUUGAAUUGUAUUUCUUCUGGGGACUUCAUGGUCUCUAUUGACUUAGCCUGCGUAGCAAGCGUUUCCCGUCAAAUUACAACGCGAAAGUUCAAGAGUGGGAGCAAAAAUAACAUGGAAGGGGGAGGGGGAGAGGAGAAGAGGAAACGCUUGCUCGCAAACCCCACGAUUCUGGAAAACGCCCCUUGAUAUUUCACGGUUCGGUUCAUUUGAAAUUGACAGCUUGUCAAGAUAGAUAACGAAUAGAUUACCAGAUUUGAAAAAAUAACUUUGUUCCCUAAAACACGCUCCACGCGAUUGCAAAACUGUAAUAAAAAGAAGCUUUACUAUAAAAGAAGGUUGCAACUCUAAGCGAUUGCUGCGGAAUUUCUUGUUCUUUAUAGUUGAGUUAAAACUUUAACGUUAUGUGGCUUUAUCUUAUCUGAAACCUUGUCAAAACGUCGCAAAGAAAUGAUUUGUCCGGAACAAUUCACUCCGCCGGCUAUGAGUUUUGCAGAACAGCUGCUCUCCAUAGGCCAGCCAGUGUCGAAAAGUUCAGUACAAUACAUGCCGCUCAAUUUCCAAUCACUUGUCCAUGGCAGCUCUAGCUAGUGUCGAUGUUCUGAUUUACGUUGAUGUUAUCUCCAACAAACAGUCCAUUUUUUUCCAGUCAGAUACGCACCCCGUCAUUCCCAAUAAAUUGGCCUUCACUAGUCUCCACUGCUCGAUCUCCAAUUAUACUUUUGAUCGAAGGGACUCAGAUCUGAUAAACCUUCGCACAAACAUGAUUCAAAUAAAUAUCAGACCAAAGCAUUUGUAAUCUGCGACCACAAAUCAGAACAGACCAAAUCUCCCACGUACGUAAACAAAACAUACCUUGGCUCUNGAAAAGUUCAGUACAAUACAUGCCGCUCAAUUUCCAAUCACUUGUCCAUGGCAGCUCUAGCUAGUGUCGAUGUUCUGAUUUACGUUGAUGUUAUCUCCAACAAACAGUCCAUUUUUUUCCAGUCAGAUACGCACCCCGUCAUUCCCAAUAAAUUGGCCUUCACUAGUCUCCACUGCUCGAUCUCCAAUUAUACUUUUGAUCGAAGGGACUCAGAUCUGAUAAACCUUCGCACAAACAUGAUUCAAAUAAAUAUCAGACCAAAGCAUUUGUAAUCUGCGACCACAAAUCAGAACAGACCAAAUCUCCCACGUACGUAAACAAAACAUACCUUGGCUCUCAUCCCAACUUUCUCGACGAACUCGCGCGGAAACGCUUGCUAUCCAGGCUACUAUUGACCUUAAGGAUGCUUAUUUCAGUCAGGUACCUAUUUUUCAGCCCCAUCGUAAAUACUUACGUUUUCUUUGUAAUUUCAAGUGUUAUAAGUUUACUUGCUUACUUUUUGGGAACAGCCUUGCACCCAGGGUUUUCACUAAGAUUUUUAAGCCUUCUUAUAGCAUAUUUUAGAUUUCUUGGCUUCAGGGUUAUUAUUUUCGUUGAUGAUUUCAUACUUAUUGCAAGCUCAUUUGAUGAGUGUUUACAGCAACUUGAGGUCUUAAAAUAAACUCUUUGUGAGUUGGGCUUUACUUUCAAUGUUGAGAAAUCUCAGCUAGUUCCUGUCAAUGAGAUCCUUUAUUUGGGUUUCAUAAUGAAUUCCAUAGCAAUGAGAUUGCAGUUGCCGGCGGUUAAGUUAGAGAAAAUAGCCUCGGCCUGUAAAGCCCUUUUAGCUAAGAAUCAACGUAGUGUUAGGGAUGUUGCUAAACUAACUGGGCUGUUAGUUUCUGCACUUCCGGCUGUGAAUUAUCUAGAGAUGCAUUACCGUUCCUAAGAGUUAUGCAAGACUCAGACUUUGUCUGGAAGCCUUGAUUAUGACAAGACACUCUCUUUAAGCUCUCAAGCUCGUUUUGACUUGUAAUGGGUCAUUGAGAAUAUUACCCAGUGCAAUGGUAGACUUUUUCAGGUUCCGAAAUUGAUAUUUACAUCCAGAGUGAUGCAAGUUUGAUUGGUUGGGAAGCCGUGACUGGUAGUCUGUCUGCAUCUGGCCGAUGGUCUCAAAGUGAAUGCAAACAUCAUAUUAAUUAACUGGAAUUUCUAGCAUCAUUUCAUGGUCUCCAGUGUUUUGUGUUUAACUCAAGAUCCAUUCAUGUUAGACUUGCAGUUGACAAUUCCACUGCAGUGGCCUAUAUUAAUAAUAUGGGGGGUGUACGAUCCCCCUUAUUAGAUUCAUUGUCCAGAAGUAUUUGGGAAUGGUGCAAGUUGAGGGAUGUUUUCGUUCCUGUUCAGCACAUCCCAGGGAAGGUUAAUACUCAGGCCGAUACCUUAUUCAGGAAAAUCUCCUCUAAUUUGGAGUGGUCCUUAAAUGGUUGUGAGGUUUUUCAGGAAAUUAUUUCUCAAACCUUUAUUCCUGAGAUUGACCCUCUUGGCAUCUAGGCUUAAUACCAAAACUGUAAAGUUUAUCUCCUGGCACCCACAGCCAGGUGCAGUGGCUAUAAAUGCCUUUUCUUUGAGCUGGGCUAAUGAAUUGUUAUGCCUUUCCUCCUUUUAGUUUGCUACCACGAGUACUAGCCAAGGUUCGCUACGACAAAGCCUUAGUUUUGUUAAUUGCACUGGUAUGGCCUACCCAGAGUUGGUAUCCACUUCUGUUACAGUUGUCAACAGUCCAGCUAAUCUUGUUGCCUCUUCUAGACAACUGGCCUCCUGAACUGAACUGAACUUGGCUGCUUGGAAGUUAUCAGGAAAACUCUGUCAAAAAAGGGAUUUUCAAUUAAAAGCAAGCAGUUGACAUCACCUGUGCAUCUUGGACAGCAGGCACUGAGAAACAGUACAAGGGAGCGUGGGACAAGUGGUCUGGUCGCUAUCUUAAACGGCAAAUUGAUUCACUUCAAGCUUCUGUCAUCCAGCAGGUUGUAGAGUUCUUAACUGCUUGUUAUCAUGAAGGAAAAGGAUACAGUACCAUUAACACUUACCGUUCUGCACUAUCUACAACGCUUUGUUCCAUGAAUGAUGAUCGAGAUUCUCUUGGUUUACAUCCUUUAAUAGCGAGAUUACUCAAGGGAGUUUAUAUUCUCAUUCUCAUCAAUGGCUAG